Macrobrachium nipponense is the source of this 726-nucleotide messenger RNA. RefSeq names its product mucin-1-like. The transcript has a single exon. The coding region runs from base 1 to 726 and encodes 241 amino acids. Lineage: Eukaryota; Metazoa; Arthropoda; Malacostraca; Decapoda; Palaemonidae. The record is from RefSeq and is a predicted model, not a curated record.
AUGCCCGCUGUGAAGCCACCACCUGGGUUUGCCGCUCCUGCUACAGCCCCGGACUUCCGUUGUAUCCAAAGCUUUCCUCUACUAGACCUGCCUCUUGUGCAGAGGAUGCUGCCUGUUCCUGCCCAGUCUCCUGUUCCUGAGUAUGCUGCUGCUCCAGCCCUGGCACCAGUUCCUGCCGCAGUCGUUCCUGCCCAUGGUGUUGCUGCUCCCACCCCAGGUCCUUCCGGACAGGUGCAGUCAGGCCCUGUUACUUCGGCAACUGCCCCGGCUCAGUCCUGGAUGGAAGACCUGACGGUGGUGCUGACGAAGAAGAGGAGGAGGAGGGUGUCGUCGUCGUCUUCGUCAUCAUCGUCUGCCGCCACUACCCCUUCAACUUCUAAGGCCCCACAGCCGAAGAAGGAGGUUGCCUCCUCCCCCACUAAGAAGGCUCUUGCUGGGACUCCUAAGGGUCUGUCCCACUCCGGUGGGACUGUUGGGACUUCAGUCGGUCCUCCUGUUCCUUCGGGAACAGGGUCCGUCUCUCCUAUCACAAGGAAGAAGACUGGGACCGGAGGAGUGCCGGCUAACACCGGUACCUCCUCACCUGGUGCCAGAGGUUUUGCCUUGAUGCUAGGUACUGUCUCAGCCUCUCUACGCGAGAUCACGUACAGCCAAGACCCAGGCAUCAGAGUCCUCUUUGGCCACCAGGAUCCAGGCACGGAGCGGAAGACUGCGGGGGUCGCUUAA